ACCGGCAGACUCUCAAUAUUGUUGUUUAGACGGUUUUUGAUAGUGGCUGCUGUUUUGGUAUUCUCAAUAAUGAAAUAUCAGCCUGUGAACUCUAUCAGAAUAUAAUAAACGUGUAAUAAACAUGUCACGAGCGUUUGUUAUUUAGCACACUGUCCCUUUAAAUGUCGCGGUGGCUUGUGGGGAACGUAGUCCGCGUUGUGUUGCUGUUGUCCACAGCUGGUUAGCAUCUCCAUUGUCUUUCUUAUGUGACGGAUAUCCGUAACCCUUCUUAUCCUCCUUUUAAUUCCGACAAAAGUCUUACAGGUUCAUUGUCCACCAUGGCAGAGGAGCAGGAGAUAAUGUGCAAGCUAGAAAACAUCAAAGAAAUACGGAAUAAGACACUUCAGAUGGAGAAGAUCAAAUCUCGACUGAGGAGUGAAUUUGAAUCUCUUGAAUCGGAAGAAAAGCACCUGAGAGAGUAUAAACAGGAAAUGGAUCUUUUGCUGCAGGAGAAAAUGGCUCAUGUAGAGGAGCUGCGUCUCAUACAUGCUGAUAUUAAUGUGAUGGAAAACACUAUCAAACAGUCCGAGAGUGACUUAAACAAACUGCUGGAGUCGACCAGACGUCUCCACGAUGAAUACAAGCCUUUGAAAGAACACGUGGAUGCCCUGAGAAUGACCCUUGGCUUGCAGAGACUCCCCGACCUCAGCCAGGAGGAGGAGAAACUUUCACUGGAUUACUUUGAAAAGCAAAAGGCUGAAUGGCAGACAGAACCUCAGGAGCCACCUAUCCCUGAAUCCCUUGCUGCAGCCGCAGCUGCAGCACAACAGCUUCAAGCUGCACGGAAACAGGACGCCAGGCAGACAGCGACAUUCCGCCAACAGCCUCCACCCAUGAAGGCAUGUUUGUCUUGCCACCAGCAGAUUCAUCGGAAUGCCCCGAUCUGUCCUCUCUGCAAAGCCAAAAGUCGCUCACGCAACCCCAAAAAACCCAAGAGAAAACCUGACGAGUAACGCGCACACACACAUAUAGCUCCAAAAAAAAAAAAAAAAAAAAGCUUGAGGAAUAACACAAACACAACCUACAAACUCAAACAUAACACACACUUACACUCUCUUGCAUGCACAAUUCCAAACACCCAUUUACACCCGGACAGGGAUAUCAAUUUAUAAACACACACCUUCACAUACAUGACUGCAUAUUUACACAUACACACAUUGUCCUGAAGGAAUGGACCAUCUCCAGUCUGAUCAAUUGACCUCACAUAGUGAUACUCAUCCUGUAGUUAAUCCGUCUUCCUGCUUCAGUGAACAUAAGGUCUCAAUCAGUAGCUCUUUGUCAUCUCUCCAUUUAAUGGCUGUUUAAAAGUUUUUAUAUUAGGUUGUCAUUUCAUUGCCAUUUUUGAUAUGUGAUACCUUGGUAUUGUGUGUGUACUGUGUCUGUAUUUAGUCUGUAGUGGAAAUGGAUGCUGGUUUAGAAAUAUUGAAGUGUACCAUUCUGUGUGGGGUUUAAUUAUAGUGCUUUAGAUUCAACUAAAUUCUCUGAAAUGGCUUUAGUCAAGAGAGCAGUUUGUAUGUUAUUCAGUUAAUGCUUAAACUGAUCUUAAUAAUAUUUUUAUUAAUAAUGUUAUGAUUUUAAUAUUUUAUGAUGCCUUUUAAUGUUUUUCCUCAUGAUCAAAGUGCAAAUAGUUUUUGUUGUAUUAUGUAACUAUUGCCUGUUCCAGACACACAACAGUAUUCUAGAAUGAUCAAUUGCGAAAUUCUGGAACACAAGUUGAAUGGGAGUUCUACAGCUUAAGUUUUGGUUGAAUCAUAUUUCAAUUUGUGUGAUGGUGCAGUUUACUUUGUGUCACAUAGAUGAAUGAUCUGGAAUUUAAACAAAAGAGUAUUAAGAGCUUGUUAGAUUCUUUAGUGUUGAAUCAUUUGGUUAUUUCUCAUCUUAUCUGAGAUUCAGUUUUUUAAUAAUUAAAAUCUGUGAAACUAAUAAAAACUGUGAUCUGAGUGAUUU
This is a messenger RNA of Myxocyprinus asiaticus (Chinese sucker), 1986 nucleotides long. RefSeq names its product zinc finger C4H2 domain-containing protein. Gene Ontology annotation, cellular component: nucleus. Bases 318 to 992 code for a protein of 224 amino acids. Lineage: Eukaryota; Metazoa; Chordata; Actinopteri; Cypriniformes; Catostomidae. Gene Ontology annotation, biological process: positive regulation of neuron differentiation. The record is from RefSeq and is a predicted model, not a curated record. The transcript has 5 exons.